Molecule: messenger RNA, 1788 nt
Organism: Drosophila ananassae
Lineage: Eukaryota; Metazoa; Arthropoda; Insecta; Diptera; Drosophilidae
Product: nischarin
Exons: 4
Coding region: 180-1634 (484 amino acids)
Cellular component (GO): cytoplasm
Molecular function (GO): protein kinase binding; phosphatidylinositol binding
Source: RefSeq, a predicted model, not a curated record
UUGACUGUCAUCUCUAUCCGAUAACAGAAAACAUAUGUUCGACAACUUUAAUGGCAAUAAAUUAGAAAAUUGCCUUGUUAUUAGGCAACAAUUGCGCUCGAACCCGUUGAAGAGGAUGCUUAUCUUAUGAAUAUCCACUGGAGGCGUGACACUAUCUCAGGGAAGAGGAACGGAAAGCCAUGGCUUGCUACUACAGGCAGCACGAGGACUCUUCGGUGACAGUGCCGAAAUUCUGCAACGAAACAUCCGUCGGAGUGACCUACUAUGACAUAAAAGUGCGGGUGGGCCGGGUGGAAUGGCUGGUGGAGCGGCGCUACAAAGAUUUCGCCCAGCUCCACGACAAGCUAGUCGAGGAAGUGGCGAUUAGCAAGAAGCUGCUGCCGCCUAAAAAGCUCGUGGGGAACAAGCAGCCCGCUUUUUUGGAACAACGCCGCGAACAACUGGAGACCUACUUGCAGGAACUGCUCAUCUACUUCCGCACGGAGCUGCCCCGCGCAUUAGCCGAGUUCCUCGACUUCAACAAGUACGAUAUAAUCUAUCUACUGCAGGAUCUUGCCAAGCUUUUCCAUGAGAGCGGGGAUGCACUUCUCAGCUCCAAAAAAGAGUACAACCUUUCGGCCCUGGAGGUCUUCGCUAUAAGUGAACGUCUGAGUCUUCCAUGUCCACCCAGCCCGGGAAAAUAUGAUUUCUCGCAUGUGCUAGACUUCUGCACCCAACUAGUGUCGCUGGUGGUGACCCCAGUUAAAGAUAAUUCCAGCUUCACGCAGGACUACAACACAGUCGAUGUGCCUAUAGGACGGAGCAACAUUAUCCCCAAUAGACUUAAGUUUAAUUUGAACGCUUUUCGAAAUCUCAAGACGCUCCGAUUCUCGGCCCUGUCCACGGAGAACAUUGUGGACGUGGAGUUGCUCAAGCCGACGCUACAGACAAUCUGUGUGCACAACACAACCAUCCAGAAUAUCAACCAAGUGCUGCUCUGCGACAAUCUCCACAAGCACUGUGAUGUGCCAAGCCUGCUACCGGAGGAGAUAUCUUCAACUGCAUGUGGUGCGUCCGAGUCCAAUGGCUCCUUGGUCACUGCCGACGCUUGGCAGGAGCUCACCGAGUUGGACUUAACCGGCAAUCUGCUAACGCAAAUAGAUGGUAGUGUCAGGACGGCACCCAAGCUUCGUUAUCUGGUGCUCGAACAGAAUCGCAUUCGAAACGUCCAGAAUCUUUCAGAGCUUCCCCAUCUGCAGCUGCUCUCCCUGUCCGGCAAUCUCAUCAGCGAGUGCGUGGACUGGCACCUGACGAUGGGGAAUCUUGUUACCUUGAAGUUGGCUCAAAAUAAACUGAAGACUUUGAGUGGUUUGCGGAAGCUGCUGUCGUUGGUCAACCUGGACUUGAGCAGCAAUCAGAUCGAAGAGCUCGAUGAGGUUGAUCAUAUUGCCAAUCUUCCCCUGCUGGAGACACUGCGGCUUACUGGUAAUCCCCUGGCAGGAAGUGUAGACUACCGUCCCCGGGUUCUAGCGCGGUUUCAUGAACGCGCCGCGGAACUAUCAUUGGACAACGAACCGGGCACUCAGCUGGAGCUGGACACUGCUCUGGUUCUAUCUGCCCUGUUGAAGUCCAAGCAGCGGGCCAAACAGAAAUGAUUCUCGUCUCAAAAAGAAAUUUCUCGAUUCCAUCAUUUUAAAACUUUCCAUUUGGUAGUGGUUUCUAAAUUCUAAUUCCGUAAUAAUUGUAUAAGAAUGUUAAUUCAAAUAUUUAGUAAAUUAUUUUACGUGCUGCUCUGUCUAUAUUCUGUAA